AUGACUAAACUUAAUAGCACUUUAAGAUAUUAAAUUAAACAUGAAUCUACUUCCAUUAUUUUGAGAUUAGAAAAAGAUGAUUGUUAAUUUAAAGAAUAUUUAUUUCUAGAUAAGUCUGAACCUUGGGAAUUAAAAUUAAAAUCAUAAAUUCCUUAAUUAGAUUAUUAAACUUAUUAUGAACUUGAAAAAUUGAUUGGAAGUGGAAGUUUUGCUUCUGUUUAUAUAACUAAAAGAAAAACAGAUGGUAUUAAAUUAGCAAUCAAAGCCUUCCUUAAAAAAAUGCUUAUAUAGAAAGAUCCUGAAAAAUGGAGAGUAUUUUAUUCAAAUUUAUAUAGGAAUCUAUUGAUAAUGAAAUAAAAGUUAUGAAAUCCUUAGAUCAUACUAGUAUAUUAAAAUGUUAUGAUCAUUUUGAAAAUAGAGCAUAAUGCUAUAUUGUGAUGGAUUUGGCAAGAGGAGGAACACUAGAAUAAGGAUUAAAGAAAUUAGAAGAACCUUUGCCUUUUUUGACAGUCAAAGUUAUAUUCAGAUAAAUUGUUGAAGCAAUCAAACACAUGCAUGAAAAAGGAUAUAUGCAUCGUGAUUUAAAACCAAGUAAUAUACUUCUUAAGAGACCUAUGGCAUUAAAAUAAUUCUCAUUGAUUGCAUAAACUGAUCCUAAUAUAGUAGUAAGUGACUUUGGAGUAAGUUCAGAAAUAAAGAAAGAUAUGGAUGUUGGAAAAUAUUGUGGAUCUCCAGGUUUUAUGGCUCCAGAAGUAAUUCUUUGUGAAAAUAACAAAACAUUAACUUAUGAUGAGAAAUGUGAUAUCUUUAGUUUAGGAUGUAUUUUAUAUAGAUUGUAAUUAUAUUAAUAAAUUGUAGAAUAACAAAUAAACCAUUAUUUAAUGGAUAGAAUUCAUAAGCUAUGAAAUAGUAGAAUAAAGAAUGUAAUCUAGAUUGGAAUAAGAUUUAAGAUGAAUUUUAUUAAAAUAAGGCUUUGGUAAAUUUAUUAAGCAAAAUGUUAUCUAUUGAUCCUAGACAGAGACCAUCAUGUGAAGAUAUAUUAAAUAGUAAGAUAUUACAAGUUUAAUUGGAUAAUGAAGGUUGUCCCUUAUUUAUCAAUUAUAAAAAACCUAAAUCUUCUUCAAUAUAAUAAAUAAAGACUGCUAGACCAUCAAUUAAAUCAGUUAGUAAUUGUAAAUUGCCUUAGUUAUCACCUAAUCAUUUUACAUUUAAUAAUCAUAAUAAUAAUCAUAUUAACAAAAGAUCAGGGAAUUUGUUAUUACCACCUAUAAAUAGUAGAUUAUAAACUGAAUAAAGCUAAUAUUGA
Paramecium pentaurelia is the source of this 1306-nucleotide messenger RNA. The record is from the annotation of a GenBank genome assembly. Lineage: Eukaryota; Ciliophora; Oligohymenophorea; Peniculida; Parameciidae.